This is a messenger RNA of Prorocentrum cordatum, 1278 nucleotides long. The record is from the annotation of a GenBank genome assembly. NCBI's taxonomy places the organism in Eukaryota, Dinophyceae, Prorocentrales, Prorocentraceae.
AUGGAGUACACGGUUCUCCUCCUCCUCCUCGGUGAUGCGGUGAACUUGUCCGCCCGCUUGAUGUCGAAUGCGCCAGCGGACGGCAUCCUUGUGGACGAAGCCACGAAGGACCAGUGCACUAGGGAGGUCAAUUUCACGCCCUUGGAGAGGAUCAAGGUGAAGGGCAAGGCGGACGCCAUCCAGGUCUUCCAGCCUUAUCUGAAGGUCGGCAAAGCUCGCAUCGGCAUUGGGCACGACGGCAAGAUCCACUUCCCCUGGUACGUGAGGCCUUACAGUAUGUCCCACGGCUCGGCGGGCCGCAAGGAGGCCGCCCCGCCCGAGGCGAUGGAGGCCCAGUUCAAGGCGAACGUGGCGCAGCUGUGCGGCCUGUCGGAUUGGGAGGGCAUCAAGCAGGUGACGAAACUGUUGGGGAACAAGUUUAGAGACUCGAGCAGAUCGCGGAGCCAGGACGUUGCGAUGGACAUCUCCCAGAGGAGGGACGCCCGCGCCAACUCCAAGAGGCUCGGUCCAGGUGCAACCUCCCAUCACGCGACGCCAAGAGGCUCGGUUCACUCCAACUACCUGCGGACCAACGUGCGAGCCAGCUCAAUGUCUUCGGUCGCGCAGGGCGUGGACACCACCAGGGCCGCGAGCCUGGCGAGGAUGGUCGCGCAGGGCGUGCCGAAGGGCAGCCCGUUUAUCGAUGGCGGGAUCGUCGUCCUGGAGGGCAAUGUCGGCAUGGGCAAGAUAGAGCUGGCAGAGGAGAUGGUAAUGUACACCCAUCAGAACCUGUACAUGGUGCCCAUCUUCGGCUCCAUCGGCCCCCGCCUGAACGACAUAGAACGCCUCGGUGUUGAGCUGCUGCUGAGCACCAUCGGCGCCUUUCGCCACCUUGACAGAUCGGUCUGGGCGCCGCAGGACCCCUUGCAGGCCUUGGCGAAGCUGCUGCCCAGUGACGGCGACGACGACUUGCAGGAGGACUCGAUCCGCGGACGCGCUCGAGGGGACGGUGGCCUCGCCGGAGGACCAGCGGCGGCUGCUGGAGACCUGCCUCAGGGCUGUGGAGGUGCUCCUCGACCGGCUCCGGCGGCGGGCGCCGUUGCUCGUGGUGGUCCAGCUGGAGUACGGCACCAGCCUGUUCAAGAAGACGAAGGACCAGUUCGGCGAUUUCUGGAGCGCGGUCGCCCGCCUGGGGAAGCUCGCGCUGCCCGGCGAGGUGGACCCCGCCGAGGGCAAGCUCAACCGCGUGACGGCGCCCUCGAAGUUCCACGUCCCCGAGUCAUCGGCACCGACGGGUGA